UCCUGUUUAGAAGUAAAAUCCAAAACAGCUGUCUAAACAGCAGCUCGCUAUCUUUGUCUCUUUACCGACUCUCUCCCUCUCCUCUUUUUAAGUUUAAAAAAAAAAAAAAAAACGGGCUGGUCCUCGGAGUGAUGUCACCUCCCUCUUGCACGGGCAUCCAACCACAAGCAGCAUGCGUCCCCGCAAGAGGCGCUUGGAACCUGAACGCAGUGGCAGCAUUACGCACGGAUCCGCUGACAUGCUUUGUCUGACAUUCACGAUGCAUUCGCAAGCUUUUCGUCGUAUCGGGACUUUUGGGAGGUUUUGUAUGGGUGAGUUAAAGCUAGACUGCAGUAGUAGUGAUUCUUACAACCAGUUAGGAGAGCUUUACGCACGCUUAAACUCCACGACUCGGCUACUUGGGAAGACAAGCGGAAAGCGCGCGCCCAAACAUGACGCACCGGGGCAGAUUUGAGCCACGAUGGAUCCAAGCGAGGUGAACGCUUCGGUGGAAAAUGUCUCCGAUGAUGUAAACGGCACGGACGCGGAGCUCGAAUGGCCCCACACUGCGCCAGCGGCGGCGCUCAUAAUCUUGGUGGUCACCGCGAUCAUCUCCGUGACUAUCGUGGGGAAUGUGUUGGUGAUCGUGGCAGUGUUGACCAGUCGGGCUCUGCGCGCCCCUCAGAACCUCUUCUUGGUCUCCCUGGCGUCGGCGGACAUCCUGGUGGCCACCCUGGUCAUCCCAUUCUCGCUGGUGAACGAGGUGAUGGGCUACUGGUACUUUGGAAGCACUUGGUGCGCAUUUUACCUGGCGCUUGAUGUGUUGUUCUGCACCUCCUCUAUCGUGCACCUGUGCGCCAUCAGUUUGGACCGCUACUGGUCCGUCACCAAGGCUGUGAGCUACAACCUGAAGAGGACUCCAAAGCGCAUCAAGUCCAUGAUCGCGCUAGUGUGGGUGAUCUCGGCGAUCAUUUCCUUCCCUCCUCUCCUCAUGACCAAGCACGACGAGCGUGAGUGUCUCAUCAACGACGAGACGUGGUACAUUCUCUCCUCCUGCGUGGUGUCCUUCUUUGCGCCGGGUCUCAUCAUGAUCCUGGUCUACUGUAAGAUCUACAAGGUGGCCAAGCAGCGCUCCUCCACGGUUUUCGUGGCCAAAAACGGACUGGAAAGGCAGCCCUCUCAGUCAGAAACCUGCUUCGUCCGGAAGGAUCGUUUUGACAUGGAGAGCCCCAGCAGCCAAAGUUCGGGCAGCCACCCGCAGAGGCAAGGCGAGCUUGACGACAUCGACCUGGAGGAGAGCUGCUGUCCUUCCGACGUCAAACCACGCAACAACCACUUCAGCAGACGGGGAAAGGUGGAAGGUUCGGAGACCUGCUCGUCACACAAUUGUCGCAUUUCCUGGGCUUCGUCCCGCGCGUCUCAGCUCUACUCCGAACAGCAAGUUCCGACCGGGCGCCAACACGCCGCCGCCGUAAACAAGAACAAAGUGGCCCAGAUGCGGGAGAAGCGCUUCACCUUCGUCCUGGCCGUGGUGAUGGGGGUGUUUGUGCUCUGCUGGUUCCCGUUCUUUUUCACCUACAGCCUGCACGCUAUCUGCAGGGACAGCUGCUAUAUCCCUGGCACGCUUUUCAAUCUUUUCUUUUGGAUUGGCUACUGCAACAGCUCUGUCAACCCCAUCAUUUACACGAUUUUCAACAGGGAUUUCAGGAAAGCCUUCAAGAAAAUCAUUUGGCCGACCCCGAAGCGCACGUAAACACAGGGAGGCUUUUGGAGGGGCAAAGCUGCUUUCCCAGCUUUCUUUUGCAAAAGCUUGGAAGGUAUUUGGGCAGAUUAACAGAACUCAGCCUGGAGCUGAUUAUUUUCCUUCUGCACAAUUCUGAAGUGACUUCUGAACAUUGAGUGGUGUGUACAAAUCACAGAGUUACAUUUUGAGCACACACACAAAAAAAGUUGAAAAAUACAUGAAUACUCAUGUGGAAUGUGCAUGGUCAGUAUUAAAAAUGUACCUCAUAAAUGCUUCUCUUGGUAUAUGUUAACUUUUGCAAGCCUCAAAAAAAUAUUUAUUUCAAUAGCGACAAAAGCAAGGAAGGAGGAAGGUUAAAGUGCCAUAAGCAAAGAUGCACGAAUUGAAUCUAGAUAAAACAACACUUUUGGGGCUAUUCAAAGACUCUUAGAUGUGAAUUGUAUUAAUAUUUUUACGAUUACAGUGAUCCCUCGCUAUUUGGCGCUUCAUACUUCGUGCCCUCAUUCCAUAGCGGAUUUUAUUUCAAUAAAAAAAAAAUAAAAAAAAAUAGAUACAGUAUUUUAUUUAAAAAUGUUGAGAUAUAAGCAUGUAUCCAUGUACAAAUAAUUGUUUUCGUUUACAUAUAUCUCAUUUAUAUAACAAUCAUUAAAUUUGCAGUCCACAAAAAAACAUUAAAAUAUAAAGUUUUUUUUUUUUUUUUAAUACUUUCGGGAAAAAAGCAGAAAAAACAUGUCUUAUAUGUAUCUCUUUCCAAUGCUGAUAGUCUGGAUAAAUACAUUGAACACACUAAAAAUAUAUACAGUACACACACACACACACACA
This is a messenger RNA of Corythoichthys intestinalis (scribbled pipefish), 2545 nucleotides long. RefSeq names its product adrenergic, alpha-2D-, receptor b (gene adra2db). Gene Ontology annotation, cellular component: plasma membrane. Bases 461 to 1732 code for a protein of 423 amino acids. The record is from RefSeq and is a predicted model, not a curated record. Gene Ontology annotation, biological process: adenylate cyclase-activating adrenergic receptor signaling pathway. Lineage: Eukaryota; Metazoa; Chordata; Actinopteri; Syngnathiformes; Syngnathidae. Gene Ontology annotation, molecular function: alpha2-adrenergic receptor activity; epinephrine binding. The transcript has a single exon.